AUGAAUUACGAAUUCGAGCGAGAGAGCGGAUUUAUCAAUAGUCAGCCGUCGCUUGCUGAGUGCCUGACAUCUUUCCCCCCUGUCGCUGAUUCAUUUCAAAGUUCAUCAAUCAAGAGCUCGACACUGAUUCCUCCUCCCUUCGAGCAGACCAUCCCCAGCCUCAACCCGGGCAGCCAUCCGCGCCACGGCCGCCCGAGACACAGCCCCGACGGAUGCAGCCCGCUGCCCACCGCCUCUCUGCCUCCGGAGUACCCGUGGAUGCGGGAGAAGAAAGCCUCCAAGCGGAACCACCUGCCCACAGCUACCGCCACUGCCGCCGCCAACAAUGGACCCGUUUGCAGCUUCUCCCCCAAAGGCUCGCCUGAAGUGGCCGAAAACGGAAGCAUCAACGGCGGCUCCCGUCGACUCCGCACGGCCUACACCAACACUCAACUGCUGGAGCUGGAGAAGGAGUUCCACUUCAACAAGUAUCUUUGUCGGCCUAGGAGGGUUGAGAUCGCGGCUCUGCUCGACCUGACCGAGCGUCAGGUCAAAGUCUGGUUCCAGAACCGGCGGAUGAAGCACAAGCGGCAGACGCAGAGUAAGGACAACCACAACGGCGACGCGGGGAAACUCGGCCCCGGCAGCGAGGACGACGACGAGGGGACCGGGUACGAUCUGGAGCGGGACACCUUCUCCUUUCACGACAACAAUGCGGAACCCUCACAGCAGGUCCACAAUAGCGGGUCGGCGAGUUUCAGCAGCAGCAGCAAUGAGAAAAAUGUCAAACAUUUUCUUCCCACUGUUGCGGGCUGCGCGGCAACAAUGGGCCCCGGCUCGGCGGCAUCCGUGCCGGACAAUGGCGACAGUCCCCCAAGCCUGGAUGUUUCUAUACACGACUUCCAAGGCUUUUCGUCGGAUUCCUGCAGCCAGCUGCAGCUCUCCGACGCGGCUUCACCGAGUUUGUCCGAAUCCUUGGACAGCCCCGCGGACAUUUGCGCCGACACUUUUUAUUUUUUCUCCGAAUCUCUGACUACAAUCGACCUGCAGAAUCUCAACUAUUAA
This is a messenger RNA of Nerophis lumbriciformis (worm pipefish), 1044 nucleotides long. The record is from RefSeq and is a predicted model, not a curated record. Lineage: Eukaryota; Metazoa; Chordata; Actinopteri; Syngnathiformes; Syngnathidae.